Pyrus x bretschneideri (Chinese white pear) is the source of this 795-nucleotide messenger RNA. RefSeq names its product probable polygalacturonase At3g15720. Bases 1 to 795 code for a protein of 264 amino acids. Lineage: Eukaryota; Viridiplantae; Streptophyta; Magnoliopsida; Rosales; Rosaceae. Gene Ontology annotation, molecular function: polygalacturonase activity. Gene Ontology annotation, biological process: carbohydrate metabolic process. The transcript is spliced from 5 exons. The record is from RefSeq and is a predicted model, not a curated record.
AUGCAGGAAGGAUUGGUUAGCCUUUUGAUUAUUAGUGUUGCAUUGUCUCAGUUGAUUGAUAUUGGAUACAGUGAAACAAGAUAUAAUGUUCUUGAUUAUGGUGCAAUUGGAGAUGGCCAAACGGAUGAUUCCGAGGCUUUUGUAAAAGCAUGGAAAGCUGCAUGCGGAACAGCUGAAGCUGGUGACUUAACAACACUCAUUGUACCUCCAGAAACAUUCUCAUUGCAGCCUGUGAUAUUUGCAGGCCCUUGCACUUCUAAGACAAUGCAUUUUGUGGUCCUGGGGAAUGUGGUGGCACCCAAAACGCUGGAUGCAUGGAAGAAGUGCCCAUCACAUGGCUGGCUCGAAUUUGUAGGUGUGACCAAUCUCAUAAUCAAUGGUUCAGGAACAAUCGACGGCCAGGGUUCAGCUUGGUGGAGGAAUGAGAACAACUGCAAAAGACCAAAGGGUAUAAACUUUCACAAAUGUGAUAAUCUUGAGUUAAAUCUGCUUACUCAUGUAACUUGCACUCUAUUACAAUUUACAGAAGAUGAUCUUAUCCGGAUCUCACCCGCCCAGCUGAAUUCCUCUCCCAAUUCCAGCACAAUUUCAAAACCACGAGUUGUAGUACGUUGUUACGACAUUGCCAACUUCGAUGACACCUAUGCUUUUGCCGAUAACCAGCUCCGAGUAAGUCAUGAUGCCGACCGGACUUUGAAGAAGAAGGAAGAAGAAGGAUCCGGAUGGAUGCCACCGGAGAGGAUCCUAUUCCAUAAUUUACAACAUACCUACAACACUACUUUCAAAUACUCAUAA